Molecule: messenger RNA, 9535 nt
Organism: Calypte anna (Anna's hummingbird)
Lineage: Eukaryota; Metazoa; Chordata; Aves; Apodiformes; Trochilidae
Gene: DHRS3
Product: dehydrogenase/reductase 3
Exons: 6
Coding region: 726-1634 (302 amino acids)
Cellular component (GO): lipid droplet
Molecular function (GO): oxidoreductase activity, acting on the CH-OH group of donors, NAD or NADP as acceptor
Source: RefSeq, a predicted model, not a curated record
AAAAAAAAAAAAAAAAAAAAAAACAAAAAAAAAACAAACCAACAAACAAACAAAAAAUAAAACCAGGAGAGGGGGCAGAGGCUCAACCUUUUCAGCCGGCUCAGGACAAACAGGACAAAACAUCUAUAGAUAUUUAUAGAUGUUAAAAACAACCUUGCCCUGAAUAGAGCCUUUCUUAAAAAGAAGGUCCUGGCAAUUCUGUCUUAUUUAAGCAAUUUCCUGAGUCUAAGAAUAGAAAUGAGCUGCCUGGAAGGCACUGCAGGCUGAAAUUUGGAGACAUAGGCUGCUUUAUUUUAUUUUUCCAAGUAUAAAAACCGUCCAUUGGAUACUGGAUUUUUAUGUCGUUCUUUGAAGCAGAGGGAUGUAUGGUUACUUUUAAUUUUACUUCUUUUUUUUCUUCUUCUAAUUUUUAAGAAAAUGUGUUCCAGUUAAAAAGCAAGGAAACCGUUUUACCUGCAUGUGACGAUCCCAGAGGACACCGAUCAAGAAACAGGGGAGUGACUCGGUCUUCUGCACUACUUUACUCCUACCCCAAUUUUUUUAAGGGGAGAGAAGGAUUUCUGCAGUCCAGGAAUCUCUUGCCCCCAAGUUUUGGAAGGGGGGCUGAAGACUUUGUCACCCAUCUUGGGGUGAAUGAAGGGUAUUGGUUUUCUUUCUGCGUUCACUUGGUUUUGCGAAGGUUUCUAAAGAGAAUUUUGCCUUCUUGACUUGCCUGGAACAAGAGGAUGAUUUGGAAGUGGCUGGGCGCUCUGCUGCUUUUCCCCGUGCAGAUGGUUUAUUUGGUGGUGAAAGCUGCCGUGUGCCUGGUGCUGCCGCCCAAGCUCCGAGACCUGUCCAUGGAGAACGUGCUCAUCACCGGCGGGGGCAGAGGCAUCGGUCGCCAUCUGGCCAGGGAGUUCGCCAAACGAGGAGCCAGAAAGAUCAUCCUGUGGGGUCGAACUGAGAAAUGCCUGAAGGAGACCACAGAGGAAAUCAGGAUGAUGGGGACAGAAUGCCAUUAUUUCAUUUGUGAUGUAGGAAAUCGAGAGGAGGUCUAUCGGCAGGCCAAAGCUGUGCGGGAAAAGGUGGGUGAUAUCACUAUCCUGGUGAACAAUGCUGCUGUGGUCCAUGGGAAGAGUCUGAUGGACAGCGAUGAUGAUGCACUGCUCAAAUCACAACACAUAAACACCCUGGGACAGUUCUGGACCACCAAAGCCUUCCUGCCCAGGAUGCUGGAGUUGCAGAAUGGACACAUUGUUUGCCUGAACUCUGUCCUGGCCUUGUCAGCCAUCCCUGGUGCCAUUGACUACUGCACCUCCAAAGCCUCAUCCUUUGCCUUUAUGGAGAGCCUGACCCUGGGGCUGCUGGACUGUCCUGGAGUGAAUGCCACAACAGUCCUGCCCUUCCACACAAGCACAGAGAUGUUUCAGGGCAUGAGAAUCAGGUUCCCUAAUCUUUUUCCUCCUCUCAAGCCAGAGACAGUGGCUAGGAGAACAGUAGAAGCUGUUCAGAUGAAUCAAGCCUUCCUGCUACUUCCAUGGACAAUGCAUGUUCUUGUCAUCCUAAAAAGCAUUCUCCCUCAGGCAGCACUUGAAGAAAUCCACAAGUUUUCUGGGAGCUACACCUGCAUGAACACUUUUAAGGGACGAACAUAAACUUGGUGCUGCAGAGACUGUUCUUCAGCUAAGCCAACACAAGCAUGAAAAUCCUGACAAGACUCUGAAUCAGCAGUCUUGGCUUUUAGCCUGUUCAUGUGACUUGCACUGCUCUGAGGCAACACAUUUCUUGCAGGUCAUAUCCAUAGUAACAUGACCUUUGCACAGGAUUGAAUGACUAGACUAUGGACCCUUGGAAAGAAAAACAAAAAGUGUGAAAUGUUUGUAUGAUGUUUAAUUCUUUAGAGUUCGUUUGUUAAAGCUAAUCAUAGAUUUAAGAUGUAAUUUUUGUUUCUAAAGUGUCUGUGGGCUGUCUCUGCUGAGAGGCAGCACAUUGCAUCCCAUCCCUCAUCCCCUCUCUCCAGAGGAGCAGCAGUUACCAACUGCUACUGGUUUCAUUUCAGCUUUUUGAAUGGGGAACUUAAAAACUCCUUUGAAGAGCUAAGUUAUGGACAUUUAGUGGAAGCUUCCUUCCCUUCCUUCCCUUCCUUCAUUUUACAUCUGCUGAUGAAGCUGUGCUCAGCUCACAUCAGGGAAGGUGCAAACUGUGGAGAGAUGUUUUCUUUGGUAAAGGCCACCCAGGACUUCUGUCUGGAAGGACUAUGCUGUCUGAUUUCACCUGUGAAGGCUGGAGAGGAAUGCUCAGUCAGAAGAGCAGACAGUUUGAAUAAUGGAAGAUUCUGUCACUGAACUCCUAUGUGAAAUUUAAUUGUCUUUCUGAAUAUUUUUGUUCAUUCAUGAUAAAAUAUAUAUAUAUAUUUUUAGCAUUAAUCCCAGAUUGCCACACGUGUAGGCAGCAUCCCACUGGGGAUGAACUAAAUCUAGAACUAAAACUAGAGCCUGCUUGUACAAACAUACACUCACUGACUUAAUCCAUGCAGAGGAAAAUCCAUUGUAUCAGUCUGCAGACUGAAGUAAGUGAAUAAUGCUCUAAAAAUAGAAGAGACAGAACUGUAGUGUGCAUGAAAUGUGAAGUUUGGAAGCACAGUUAGCAAAGACCUGAUUAAAUGCACGAAGAAUUCAACUGGGAAUGUUCCCAUUGUUUUUAGGGACAUUGAAUCAGGUCCUGAUCAGCCAAAAGUGAUAAAUACUGCUUGGACUGAAAUGCCAGAGCAGCUAGACAUUAUUUAUUUUUGUAAUGAUAUAUUCUCUGUGACAGCCUAGUAAGAACAACACUGCAUUCCUAUGCCAGAUGCAGUGUGCAGCACUAGGCAUUGUAAUGUCAUUGAAACAUUGGAACACUGCUAAAAGAGGAAUUAAUAUAAUUGUAAUACAAGGAAAGUAGCAAGCUUAACUGGAGAACACCUGAAAGCAGCACCUCCAGGGAGGCCAGGUGGUUAAAGGAGUGAAUUUAGGGCUUCUGACUUGAAUGUGGGGCUUUUCCAUACCUGUCCUGUGUGACCUGGGGCAAGCUGCAUAAUUUCAAGGUGCACCUUGACCUGCAGAGGAGAUACUUCUAGUGUUUCCCUACCUCAAAAGUUUUAAGUCUAGCUACCUAAAUGUUUGUCAAAAGCUCAGCAAAUUCACAUGGAAAAUGCUAUAGAAAGGAGAAGCAGUAUUCAAGAGGAAAAAAAACCCCAUACACCAAAUUAUACAGCUUCCUAAGGAAAUCUGAGUUACAGCAGAAAAACUGUGAGCUAGAAAUAACCCCCUUGGCUCUGCCAUGUAAAAUGUCGACCAACAAUGUAGGUCCAGCUGAGCCUGGCUGCAAACCAGGAGGUAAAUCUCUUCCUGCACAGCUUAGGGUGAAGAGAUUGCCAAAAGUGCCAUUGAUGCAACCCCUCUGCUGCAUGGAUGUUUUGAGGAACUCUUGUAUCUGGGUCAGUGCUUUCCUUCAGAGUGCAGAAGAUAGAAGCUGUAACACUGUGCCAGCUUUAGAAAGGUUUCUUACAAUGGAGUUUUGUUUUGAAUUCCUAAAUGUCUGAGGCUUUCUGGAGAGAACGAAAAGAAACUUUGAUCUCUGUGAUUUUGAAGCCCACCCUAAUAUAUGCUUUCAGCUUUAUUUUUUUGUAAAUUUUCUCAGAAGAAAACUAGAAAACUAGUUCAAUGAAAACACAAAUUCAAUGAAGGGAGAAUCCUUCCAGGAUCUGCAGUAAUAGUGAAGGUACCAUAUUUAUCAAGAGAUGGGUGGGAGGGGAAGGGAUGAUGAUAUGUACCUCCCCUUAUGCACUCUAAUCCUUUCUGGUUCCUCAUUAAUCACAGCCAAGCAUGCCAGGAUCAUAGAUUUAAGAGCUAACAGGAUUGGUGAAAAAGGGCACCCUGCAGUGCACCCUUAAAUUAAACCUUUAUGCUGAGAUUCUGUUCAUUGAUGACAUCCUAAUGUAAGAAGUGAGGUAAAAACCUAAUACACAUAUUGAAAUUAUCUCCCCACUCACCCCCAAAUCCUGCCCCUUGGCUGAAUCUGCUCUUUUCCUGCACUGCAUAAAAGCUACUCCCUGUCUUCAGAGGUUGUCUCACAUACUCCGUGCUAUUGAUUUCUUUCUAACGAAUAUAAACAAGUCAGAAUGUAGCUGAGACUCUUACCAUCUCCCUCUUCUCACACACACACACAAACCUUGCCUCUCUCUUCCCCUCAGGGUCUCUGAGCAGACAGCAGGUCAAAUAGCAGUCACAGUGGGGGAGAGGUAUGCAGCAAACAGCAGAGAGGAAAACAUUGACUUUGCUUUUCAGAUAGUGAGGAAGAGUUGGGUAAGAGACUUUCUUCUCUCCUGAGUGUUGCAAGACAGAAUGCUCUCCAUCCAGUAAGCUACUUGAAAACUGGAUGGAUGCUUUUGAAAACUUUUUUUUUUUUUACAGAAAGGCUCCUCCGGAAUGCCUGCUGAGGUCUCCUGUCCUUUUCACAUAAGGUUAGUAUUGGGCAAUUUUGAAGAGCUGCAAAUAUGGACAAGCUUUGUUGAAGCCUAAGGCCUUCUCAAAGGCAUUUCCGCCCUUUGACUUAUUUUAAUUUUGGUUUUCCCUGCUCUCUCCACUGCCUCCUGCUUCCCACUGCACAAUUAUUUUUUUUUCUUCUGUUUUCCUAUGUCAUUACUGCACUUUCAGUGCCACCAUCUUGAAGCCAGAUGUCAUACAGAGUCUGGAGUAAAUCUAAAUCGGGGUAUAUAUUUAUUAUUCUGCUGGAGAAAUCUCAGUGAAGCUGUAGAAACAGGUCACAGAAAUUUCAUAUGAAAUUUGCUAAGCUCUUGCAGUUUGAUUUGCUUCAGUCUAUGAAGAAGUAAAAAACCCUUUACUGUAUUUUUGUGCAAGAGGUUGCUUCUGAUUUAAAAUUGGAAUAAUAGAGAAAUUUUUUGCCAUUUUGGGAAAUAUGUUCUCCUGAUAGUAAAAAAAAAAAAUAUUUAAAUGGGAGGAUUUUUCAGUUCCAGGUGUUUUCAGAGGCCAGUGUUUGCACAAAGUAAUUUUCAUAAUUAGGCAGGGCAGGGAGAGAAGGACUCCUUUGUAAGUAAAUCUGAUUCCUUAUGUUCAAUAUCUGAUACUGUCUUUUGGUUUUGAUGAGAAAAAAAAAAAAAUCAUGUUCCCUCUUGCACCCUUGGUGAACUUUAAAAAGGCCCUUCCAGCUGUGGCCCUGCUCAGGAUGAGGAGUGAGGUGUGGAAGUGGGAACUGUACCCUACCUGUGUGGGCACUGUUGUGUUGAGGUUAAAAAGUGACAAAGUCCAACCCUAGGUUUCUUCUAGAACGUCACCGAAAGUGCCUGGGCAAGUGAUUCUGAUGUUUGCAAAGAGAAACUUGUUGUACUUUUAUGUAAUGUGUUAAUUAGUGUGGGUGGAUAUGAUCAGAUCUAGUCUUGCGAGCCUUUCAGACAACUCCCUGAACACUCCCACCUUCAGAUAUUAGCAGAGAGCUCUGCACUUGCCAAAUCUGAAAACACAGCAACAGACUCGGUGCAGGCAGAGCCUAAGUGGGGGCAUUUGUUUCAAAGAGAACACAUCUGUUUUUAGCAGACAUUUCAUUUGGCUCAGUGUUUUCCUCUAGCUGAAAUGCAACUGUUGAGAAAAGAAUACAGGCUGACCUUGGAUCAGCUACUUUGUUUUUAUUUCUUCAUGUGGCUUUAAUAAACUUAAUAUGGGUGACAGCCACUUUUUUGACAGCACUUGCUCAUACUAGGGGUAAAGGAAGAUUAUGUCAAAUGUAAUAUUUUUCCUUUUUCACCAACCAACAGCCCUGAGAAUCAGAAUAUUCUGCACUGCCCCUGGAGCUCUCACCUCCCUGGUGCUGGGAUCCUGCAGCCUUAGUACUGGGUCGAGACUAAGUGAAAGGCAUCGGGUUGAGGCAGCAGGUACAGACACAGGACACAAGUGUUACCAGUACCAGGGAAGGUACCUCCUGCUCCUGGCAUCUUUUCUUGAAACAUAACACCCUCUUCUGCUUCUGCAACAGAUCCCUCAAGCUGACACUUGAGCAGAAACAGGUACUGAUCCAGCCCGUGUGGACUGGUGCAGUGGAAAAGCACAGACCUCUGAUGAGACAAUUUAUAUCUUCACACCUUCCCAAGGAGUCCAAACUUAUUAUUUCUUUAUGCUUGCUCUUGCUAUGGGCAUCGUGACAGUAACGUGGGGGGAAAAAAAAAUCAAGGGGACUGCAUACACUGAUUUUUCUGCAUAAAUCUAGAAAAGAACAGUUCCUCUUUAAGGGAAGAAAGCAUUCCAAUUUGAGCUUGACAGUGGCCCAAGAGAAAAAAAAAAAAAAAAGGAGGACAGAUCUAAUCUUAGGUAGGAUUUGGUGGCCCCAGACACCAUGAAGUUAUUCCUGAACUUACAGAAUAACAGUAGCCUGUGAUUUCCAUCCAAAUACACAGUCUGUAAGAGAUGGGUGGUGUUAUUCCUGCUCAUUUAUGGGUCACCAUGCCCUAAAAUGCAGUCCAUUAACUUUGUAGCUUGCUGGCUCAGAACACCCCACUACACCAGUCACUGCUUGCUUUCUCUGGAGUUUUUUUGAGGAAAGGAAAGCAGCCCAUAUAUGUAAAACCAAGCAAGGGUCAGUUUGACUCACCACUCACUUUUUCCUAGCCAGCUGCAAGAGCCAUCUAUCAUGCCUAGGUAUUACCAGGACAUGUGAUUCUCAUGUUAGUAAUCAUUCUGACCUAGUGCUACUAUAUAGGUGUGGUUCAGUUUUCUGAACCUCAGGCUUUUUUCUGAUGCAAAAGCAUUUUUUUUUUUUUAUUUUCUUUAUCCUAGAGAAUUGUCUCUAUUGUACAGGCUUUCCACAGACAGGCAUCCUAGGUAUAAGAUUUCAUUAAUGAAAUCAUAAUUAAAAGAAUAGAAAAGUGAAAAGCUGCUGUUGGAUAUCUUCUCCAAGUAUCUUCUUCCCCAAGCAAUGAAGAAUAAAUGCAGAUUAUUACUAAGGCAAAGGUUUAAAAAACAUGUUAAUCAAAUUAAAUAUGGCCUUGAAUUUCUUUAGGAGGGAUCUGAUGCUGACAGGAAAACAACUCUUUAUAAAAAGUGUUGAUGUCCUGCAGCAAAAGUUGCUACAUACAUGUUAAAAAUACAAAGAACUCAUGUACAGACAUCUAUUUUUAAUAAUUCAGUAGAAUACUCUGCUUCCAUCAUCGCAGGGUUAUAGCACUGAGCCUUCUGACCUCAUUUUGUUUUGAACAUAGAGUCAAUGCAUCUUCAUUCCACUUCUAAAAGUAGGUUGACCAAUACAGCUCUCCUCUGUUCAAGCAGAUUUCAAAAUUGUAAGUUUUCUUAGGUAAAAACUGUAAUUUUUAAAACUCAGACAAGUAUUCCUCACAGCUCUCAUUCUCCACAGCAUUUCAGAAACCAAUCUUAAUUCUUCCAAACAUUUAAGCCCAGUAUUUAGGAGCAGUGAAACGUGGUCACGUUUCAGGUGUUGCAGUCUGGGAGGCAGCAAUGCAGUUCUCAGGAUUUCCCUUUAAAAACCUCUUCAUCUUAUCAGUCAGAUUUGCCAGUGGCUCUUAAUGGCACACGAUAGAGGAAGUUAUAUUCUAUCUUUCUUUUUCAGUGAACUGAGUUCUUGUAAAUGAACUCUUGGAGAAGACCUUCUUUUGAAGGAGCCACAGGAGCCGUGCUGAGUUUAUUUUAGUUGGGUUUAUAUUAGGUCUGAUUUUUGCUGAUCCCUUCAUUUUUCAUCAUUUUGUCUGUCUCUUCCAAUUGUUCCUGUUGGGGAGGACUGUGUUUUGACAGUUUCAGAGCUAAAAUGCUGUGUAUGCAGAUUAUUCAUCUCGGCGCCUUCCCUUCAGGCAGUCUCUCACCUGUGUGUGCCUGUCCCCACACCUCAAACAUGAACAAACUGCCCUAAAUAUCUUUGAGAUUAGCUUCCUCUAAAGCAUUAAGCAUACCAAAAGCCCAAUAGUUCUUCCUGACAAGUUGGUAACUGCAUAUUCUUUCUAACACCUACAGGAUCUGAAUUUGAGCUAGGAAGCACUGGUCAUGGUUGGCCAGAAAGUCCCCUUAACCAUCCAGGGGGAAUCCUAAGCUAAAAGUCAAGCAAUGAAAGGAAGGUUUGCUGAAACAAUAGAUGCAUGAAAAGUCCAGAGUGCAAAGGUGCAACACUCCCUGCUUUCUGGGACAAAGAAUGGAACUGUAGGUCUAGUGGUGUUUACAGAUCUGUAAAGUAGAAAAUAAACAGCCAGAUGGGCACAGGAACCCUUUCCGCCUGUCUUACUAAUGGAAAAAUGGUGGAAGUUCUGAACUGUAGGGUAUCCAGCACUGCUGCUUGAUUUCUUCUGAUAAUUUCCCAUUCAGGAAUAUUAAAAAAUAUUGUUCUAAUCAUACCUAAAAGUGUCCUUUUGCAGUUUAAUGUAAUGCCAUGUGGGAUAUGCUCCAAGGCUGGCUGGGCCACUGUUACUCUGGUGAUCUUCAUUACAGCUGGCAGAACUCUUUGACAGGGGCAAUCCUUGCUGUAAAAUUAGCCAGGUUUCUUUCACUUGAUUUUUAAAUAGACUUCUUUCAAAAUUUCAUUUAUCGAAUACUUUAUGUACUUCAUGGUUCUCAGGCAAUGAUUUGCUUGCAAGCUGUUCACCACAACUGCCACUUGGAGAGCUUGCCAUUCAUUAAUGUCAGGUUUUCCUGGGGAACUGGCCAUCCAAACCACAUGGUGGCUUUGCUUUCCCCUGCCUGGAUGCCUUCCAAUCCCACAGAAAGCUUUCUAGGGGCUCCAGUAUGUCUGAGGAUGACUGUGAGAUGGCUUCUGGCAACAGCAUUAAUGCAAAUGCAUACUUGAAUGCGUUCUCAUGACAUAUUCCAAUUUUGUGAUCAAAAACGUGCUUAUAGACAUUUUCAAGGGGAAAAAAACUAACUUGGGAUUCUGUCAAAAGUGCAUUUGCCUUAUAGCAGCAAAUAUUCACAGUUCUGCUUUGUUUCUUUCACUGGAUUCACUUCUCUCCUAGCCUCAGAUUAUUGAGGGUAAAAAAAUCAAACUGUGCUGAUUCUGGGAAUAGUUAAUUAAUAUGAAAGUGACCUCCUGUCAUCAGGGCAUGGUGUAUUUCCAUACAAGUGGAAUGGUACUAUGAUUUUUUUGGGAUUUUGAACCCUUAGUUCCUUUAAAAGAAAAAAAAAACAAACCAUAAGUGGAAUAAAACUGUAUUGCCACUUAAAUUUGGAAAGUGAGCAAAUGUAGAAAUGUAGAAAAGGAGCAGAAUGUCUGAAAGCCAUGAGGACACAGGUGCAUCAGCUGAAAGGCUGUGCUUGCUGAUGAGAUAAUGCAAUUCACCUGAUGUUCAUCUUCUCCCAUUUCCCUUGAGUACAGAUCUGAAAAUCCUGUAUCAAAACUGCACACAUAGUAUUUUAACUAUUAACUAUUUUAACCUUUGCAAGCCUUGCACUACCAGAGCACUUCAGUUUCUAUUUUAUACCUAGGGCAAGGGUGAAAAAGAAAACUAGAGUCUUGCCUGGUGUCACAGAAUGAGACAAUAUAUGAAUGCACUGAUAAUAUAACCCUAAAAUAA